AUGGAUACCACCUCGAUCUCGCCGCGCCAUAUCCAGGACCAUGGCGAAGCGAAUACGACUCUGGAACUCCACUGGGGUUAUCCUUCUCGGGUCUUGCCUUGUAUGAAGGACCGCGGGACAUGCGAGUAUUUGGAUGCUGUCUACUGGAUGCAUGAUGUCUCUAUGCUGUACACUUUCAUUCUAUGGGGUGUCUUACUUGGGAUCGCUGUCAUGGUGGUCUGGACGAGAGGGUGGCGGAUGGGUGGGUCGAGAAACGGAGGACUAGUUGGAGGGGUCUGUGAGAAGUUGGCACGAUGGAGACAGAGGUGGCUAUUGCAAGAUCCACCCGCCCGCUGGCUGUUCGGCAGGACUUCGAGGCUGCAAGUCUUGAUUCUUGUCAUCCUCCUGGCUUAUCUGCUCAUAUUCUCUCUCGUAGGCAUCACCUACCGCACCUGGCUCACCCCGAUCAAAUCCUCCACUCGGCACAACACCCGCACAGGUCUUGGCGGCCUCUCCGACCGCAUCGGUGCUCUGGCCUUCGCUCUCACGCCUUUCACUGUCUUGCUCAGCAUGCGCGAGAGCCUGCUCUCUGUAAUGACGGGCAUACCAUACACGCACUUUAACUUCCUCCAUCGUUGGACUGGACGUAUCAUCUUCGUUCAAGCUGCUCUUCAUACUAUCGGAUGGACCAUUGUGGAAGGGAAAUUGUACCAGCCGCAGCCGAGUGUGUACCGAGAGUUCAUUAGACAGAUGUACAUGGUCUUUGGAUGUGUGGCUAUGUUCUUGCUUACGCUUAUGGUGGUGCUUAGUACCAAGACGGCGAUCAGGUGGUUUGGGUACGAGUUCUUCAAGGUCACGCACUGGGUGUUGGCUAUUUUCUAUCUUGGCGCGUGCUGGGGGCAUUGGGACAAGCUUUGGUGCUGGGUUGUAGCUAGCUUGGUGUUGGUGGUUGUGGAUAAGGUGGCGAGGGUGGCGAGGACGAUGUUGAUUCAUUAUCGCGAGGGCAAGGGUCGAGAUCUCGGCUUCCACUGCGCUCAAGCUCACGUCAGGCUACUCGGUACACCCAAUGAUCUCGUAGUACGUCUGGAUUUCGACUACGAGCACUCGCCUUGGCUUGCCGGACAGCACUUUCAUUUGACCUUUCCGAGCCUUAGUAUCUGGCAGAGUCAUCCCUUCACGCCUUCUUCUCAACCCGGACCGAACGCUAAAAUCCAGCAUCACACGUAUCUUCUCAGAGUCCGCAAGGGUAUCACGGCUCGUCUUGCCUCUCUUGGAGAUAACGCCACGGUUCCUGUAAUCCUAUGUGGACCGUAUGGACAAGCGUUUCCCAGCUAUAAAGCUCAGAACGUUUUGGCUGUUGCUGGUGGUACGGGUGUGACCUUCACUCUACCGGUUGUCCUUGAGGCUGUUAAGCAGCAGCUGAGACCACGCUUCGCGAUCGAGUUCGUGUGGAUCGUCAGGCGGGCACAGGAUUUACGAUGGCUGGGGUCUGAGCUGGCGGAGCUCAAGUCGAGGAUGAGUGAGGCCCAGAAUCUGCGGGUCCGCAUCUUUGUCACACGGGAAAGUGGUGAGGUAGCCGAGCUCGCCCCUGAUGGGACGGGGAAAGAGCUCGAAUCCGAAGACGAUGGCUCUUUAAGUGAUAAGAGCUUACGCACUCUGCUCACUCCUUCGACACAUUUCUCCAUCGGCUUCUUGGAUGGCCGGCAUCCCUCGAUGCCAGAAAUUGUGCACGAUUUCGUGGAGCGGGCUAGCUCUGUUGGUGGUACGAUAGAGAUUCUGAGUAGUGGACCGGAGGAAAUGGGCUCGGAUCUUAGAAGUGCUGUUGCUAGCGUGGAGAGUAGAGACGAUGUGGGCUUUUAUUGGGACUCACGAGGAUGA
This is a messenger RNA of Recurvomyces mirabilis, 1857 nucleotides long. RefSeq lists its product as uncharacterized. Gene Ontology annotation, cellular component: plasma membrane. Gene Ontology annotation, biological process: intracellular iron ion homeostasis; iron ion transport; copper ion import. The coding region runs from base 1 to 1857 and encodes 618 amino acids. The transcript has 3 exons. The record is from RefSeq and is a predicted model, not a curated record. Gene Ontology annotation, molecular function: ferric-chelate reductase activity. NCBI's taxonomy places the organism in Eukaryota, Fungi, Ascomycota, Dothideomycetes, Mycosphaerellales, Teratosphaeriaceae.